AGUGAAUACUGUAAUUCCUUCAUCCAAUGAGGAUCCUAAAGAGGAGUAUGAUGAGGAUUGCUGGAAGAAAAGAGCUAUAGAGAUUGCUAUGCAUGAUGACAGAUAUUCGGGCCAUUCCUUCAACAACACGUCUCCACCAUCGAUCGACAGAGUUCACUCAGCAUCGGUCGAUACCCACCCUCAUCCAGCAAAACGUUCUUAUGCAUCGAUCGAUACCAUACCUUGUACAUUGAUUUAUAUUAAAGCCGCCACCUUUGAAAAGGAAAAGGGAAUAUUUCAAUUCCAAGUAGGUUUACUAAUACCUAUAUAAAAAGUUUUGCUUCCCAGAUUACUUCUCACGACACCGAAGCAGAAAAGAUGAAUGCUCCCAAAAACCAAUCAGAAGGAACAUCCAACAGGAGCAUUCAAUCCAAAAACCCUAAUUCCGCAGACAAACGUCUACCAUCGAUUAAUACUCCAGUCUCAACAUCGAUCGAUACUCAUUCUAAACCUCAACUUUCCUUAGUACUAAAAAGAAUAGGAGUAUGGAUUACGGUUUUCUAACUCCUGAUGAAUUUGGUAUUUUCAGGGACCCAGAUGGCCAUGCAAGAGCUAUGGAUGGAAGAAUUCUAAAAGUAUCCAGGGAGAACAUAGCAGACAUUCUUCAGGUGGCCAAUGGACCUGACAACUUGUUUAUGCAGCAACGCAGCAUUCCAGACAACAUUCCAAAAGUUCGAGACGAACUUCAAGGGGCCAACACAACAGCAAUUAGUUCACACCAAUCAUACCGACCAGUUAGCCAAGCAUUGAUUGACAAGGUUGCUUCAACAUCUUUCGACAGGGUAACACCAAUGUCGCUCGACAAGGCACCCUCACCAUCAAUCAACAGUCGUUAUGAGUUUGGACAUCGCGCUUAUGACAUCUAUGGAGCCAGAAAGUUCACAUGGGAACAGAAGGACGAAUAUGGAGUCUACAAAGAUGAGUUUGGAUAUGCAAGGAACGUAGCUGGUGAGAUGAUCCAUAUUACCAAGGACAACAUCAGAAAAAUUCUGGAGAGAGCAUCACUAUAUGAAGAGAGUCACAUAUGUCUUCCAGAACAUGCCACUUCUUUCACACCUACAAGACUGGUACCAGAGAUCUACACCAAGGAUGAGAUUAAUGAGAUGGUGACUGGUAUUUGUGGAGCUCAGGAAAGGCUAGGAGAUGAACUUAAUACAUUGGUAGAUGACACAAAUCAGCCUUUGGAAAGGAGUUACAACGAGCUUUUCAGAAGUAUGGCAGAGAUGAAGACAGAGAUUGAGAAUAUGCAGCACAACCUUGAGAAGGAAGCUACGACAUCACCAUCGAUCGACGCCGACAAAGCAACAUCGAUCGAUGUCAAGCCACAGACAUCCCAAAUCCCUGCAAAACCACAAAGUUUGGCAGAGAAGAAGGAUGAAUGGGAGAUCGCAUACAUCACACGAAGAUUAACGACGUCUGCAACCCUCUCAACAACAACGUGGACUGGUUAAGCACGAGAAUUGAUCUGCUACAGCAAAAUUUGGACACCAUUCGCAAGAAGGAUCCACAACCAGCCACAUUGAUCGAUAUAUGCACCAUCACAUCGAUCGACAGCAAGUUCGCAGCCAUGGAAGAUAGGUCACAAUCUUAUGAGGAUAUGCACGACCGUUUCACCUCACCUAUCAUGCGAUACUUGGACAGCUUGUUUACGCAGAUGAUGAAAGUCCAGAAGGAUAUUGGCAAGCUUAAUGAUCAACAUGAUUUUCAGGAAGAAGAUUCAACAUCGAUCGAUAGGUUCCGCAGGACAUCGCUCGACGGCAUGAAACCUACAGAACACCUUCCCUACACAGCAGCAGAAGUUGAUCAGAUCACAUCAAAGCUUUACACUGCUAUAGACACCAUGGAGGACCGACUUGAGAAGCGGUGUGAUGACAUCUACUUUCCAUUCGACCUUCGACUCAGUGGACAAGAUAGCCAAGCAGAGUGGCUACAGAAGGAAGUUAAAGCCAUUCAGAGGCAACUCGCAUCUCAACAACAGAUAUCAGCAUCGAUCGAUAGAGCACGCUCCAAGUCGAUCGAUAGUACUACAUCAACAACGAUUGAUAGACAUAUGGUCGCAUCGAUCCAUACCACGUCUACACCAGAUGACGAGCAGCUGAUACACAAUAAGAUGGAGUCAAUGCACGAGGAACUGAACGAGCUAUCAGCAUACGCCUAUGACAAGAUAGGAUGGCAUCAGUUCAGCAUUGAAAACAUCCUGGAAAGGCUACAUAACAUCUCAAAUGCAAUACAGAAGAUGGAUGAGAGAUGGACUAGAAACGAUGAGGCCACAAGAAGUUUCAUUACAGCUUGGUCCAGAAUGUGCAGAGAUGAGGUAGAUGCUUGUUUCCCAACAAGUAGCUGUCUUUCCACCAACUAGCCAAACACCUCCACAAUCAAGCAAAAUGACUAUAACAAAGCGCUGAGUGAGAGGCAACCCACCAUUAGGUAAUUUUAAUUGGUUUUAUUAGUUACUAGUAUUUACUUUCAUUUUUAUUCUUUCAGAUUUAUUGCAAGACCCAAAUCUGUAACCUUCAUUAGCAGAUUCAUUUUCUGUGGUUUCCCUGAUCAAACUAGAAGUUACCAAAGAACUAUGCAUAGCACUAAAUAGGGAGCCGCCGAAUACACCAGCUACACCUAACAUGUGAAAUGGGUGCAUAAGAAUGUUGUGCUCAGCCUGGAAUACAAUCAUAAAGUUGAAAGUACCAGAGAUUCCUAGAGGCAUACA
Messenger RNA from Brassica napus (rape), 2746 nucleotides. RefSeq lists its product as uncharacterized. Lineage: Eukaryota; Viridiplantae; Streptophyta; Magnoliopsida; Brassicales; Brassicaceae. The transcript is spliced from 2 exons. Bases 525 to 1490 code for a protein of 321 amino acids. The record is from RefSeq and is a predicted model, not a curated record.